Molecule: messenger RNA, 693 nt
Organism: Parnassius apollo (apollo)
Lineage: Eukaryota; Metazoa; Arthropoda; Insecta; Lepidoptera; Papilionidae
Source: the annotation of a GenBank genome assembly
AUGGAAAUACCAAACUCUGAUCUCGUCCUGACGUAUAUUGCAACACAAGGUCCACUAGCUUCAACAGUUGGAGACUUCUGGCAAAUGGUGUGGGAGAGUGAGAGUAGCCUCAUAGUAAUGUUAACGGUGCUGGUAGAACGUGGACGAGCCAAAUGUCAUCAGUACUGGCCUAAAGUUGGCACUACACCACUGAAAGCCACAGACACCUUGACCAUAUUUACACACAGUGAACAGAACCAGGGGCAUUACAUUAGAAGAGAAAUGACUAUAAAGGAGAGCAGUGGCGCGUCGCGCAACGUGACGCAGCUGCAGUACUCGGCGUGGCCGGACCACGGCGUGCCCGACGACCCCGCCGCCUUCAUAAGGUUCACGCAGCUCUGCUCCAGCCUGAGGAACCAUCGGGCUGUGAUCCCAGAGGAGGAAGAGAGCAGUGAAACGGAGCGCGUGCUGGAGCCGCCAAUGGUGGUGCAUUGCUCGGCGGGCGUGGGCCGCACCGGCGCGCUCGUGCUCGCCGAGACCGCGCUCGAGCUGCUCGCUCGUCGCCAGCCGCUCUACCCGCUCGACCUCGUGCGGGCCAUGCGCGCGCAGCGCCCCAUGUGCAUACAGAACGCGAGCCAGUAUAAAUUUGUCUGCGAGAGUAUUCAAACGGCCUACGCCCAGGGACUUAUAAAGACGGAGACUGAAUCCAACUGA